AUGCAUCAACUGAAGGAGCAUUUGCACAUGCUCCUUGGGGUCCCCCAGGACCAGCAGCGAAUUGUGCAUGGAAAUGUAAUCCUGCACGACGGUAGCGAACUGGAUUCAAGCACGGAUGUGCAGCUGGUCGUGUUACUUCCUUUUCGCAACGCUUCCAGAGAGGAUGCAACGAAGUUCAUACGCGCAGUUGACCGCAACGAUGUCGACGUGGUGGACAAGUUGUUGCAGAGCCGGCACGAUCCAAACUGUGCCGCGUGGGUCCGCAACGAGCACCUCACACCCAUCCUUGCUGCCGUCAAAAAAGGGCACCGAGAGAUAGUGAGUUUGCUGUUGGAGGCUGGGGCGCGGGACGUUGACCGAGCCGCUCUCGAAGCUGCUGUGACGGCUGGCCACCUGGGCUCAUUUCGUUUGUUGUUGGAGGCUGGUGGUGGUGCGGGCUGUGCUCUUCAAGACGCCUGUCGGCAUGGUCGGGUGGAGAUUGUCCGCAUGUGGUCUGAAAGGCCUGAUGCUUUCUACAUACCGGCCCGUGUUUAUCGUGAAACCCUGGUAGAUGUAUCGAUGGCAGCUGUUGCAUCGACCGAGAACUACUUUCGAAUCCUGCUCUUUCUGCUGGAGGGUGGAAGGCUUGGGGGCUUCCCCUCGGCCGUGCUGGCCUCAGUAGUGGCCGCAUGCAAGGUCGAUUUCAGGGAGUUGCCCAUCUCGUUUUGCUGCAUAGCUGUCAUAAGUGUGGCCGUAUGCAUCGUGUUCAGGUUGCCUGUGUUGUUUUGCCUGGUCAGCCCGACCAUCUUUGGCAUGUGUGUGAGAUCAUUCCGCGUCGUGCUUGUGCUGCUGUUGUCAGUCUUGCGCGAAUUUUGA
Molecule: messenger RNA, 855 nt
Organism: Symbiodinium sp. CCMP2592
Lineage: Eukaryota; Dinophyceae; Suessiales; Symbiodiniaceae
Source: the annotation of a GenBank genome assembly